This is a messenger RNA of Aureobasidium pullulans EXF-150, 354 nucleotides long. RefSeq lists its product as uncharacterized. The transcript has a single exon. Lineage: Eukaryota; Fungi; Ascomycota; Dothideomycetes; Dothideales; Saccotheciaceae. The record is from RefSeq and is a predicted model, not a curated record. Bases 34 to 354 code for a protein of 106 amino acids.
GUAAUCUUCACGCUCGAAGCUUUCAAUCGCGCCAUGGCAUACGAAAACGCAAUCCCAAUUGGCGUCAUCAUCGGACUCGUGUCAUUCAUCGUAAUUCUGGUCUUGAUGUUGCGCUGGCUCAAGCACAAGAACGAUCAGAAAGACGCACGCGAGAAGGAUAUCGAGGCUGCGAAAGUCGAAGCUUCGGCAUUCGAUGAUGGAGUAUCGGAUAUCUUGACACCAAUUGCGUCGCCGAGAGAUGCUCUCUUCCAUGCCGGUGUGCGGGAGAAUGCAUCUGUCACAAAUCUCCAGGCUGGACCAAACAAAACGGAGGCAGAGUGGAGUGCUGCUAGACGGGCUCAAGGGCAUGCGUGA